Molecule: messenger RNA, 1373 nt
Organism: Monopterus albus (swamp eel)
Lineage: Eukaryota; Metazoa; Chordata; Actinopteri; Synbranchiformes; Synbranchidae
Gene: hsd17b12a
Product: hydroxysteroid (17-beta) dehydrogenase 12a
Exons: 11
Coding region: 147-1139 (330 amino acids)
Cellular component (GO): endoplasmic reticulum
Molecular function (GO): oxidoreductase activity
Source: RefSeq, a predicted model, not a curated record
ACAAGUGUUGGGGGAGUGUGUGUGAUGCUACAACCUCCUUAUAAAGGGACUCUCUCUCACGUUGUGGCUUGGAAAUUAGAGCACAUUGCCUAAAAUUGAGGUCUUCACAUACACUCACACACGCCGAGUCAACGAGAGCCACUGCCAUGGAUUCGAUGAACGCUAAGGAGAUGUUUCGCCAGGCCGAGACGCCUCUCUUCUGGGUCGGCGCGUUCACAGUGGCCUCUCUGGCGUUGUGGUUGCUCUACAGGCUGCUCUCAGGCUUUAGGAUCUGGGUCUUGGGAAAUGGGCAGUUGCUUUCUCCGAAGCUGGGCAAAUGGGCAGUUGUGACAGGAGCCACAGAUGGAAUCGGGAAAUCCUAUGCGGAGGAGCUGGCUCGUCGAGGAUUUGCUAUGGUGUUGAUCAGUCGCUCCCAGGACAAGCUGGAUGACGUGGCCAAGUCACUCAAGGAGCAGUAUAAAGUAGAGACCAAGACCAUUGCAGUUGACUUUGGCAAGACAGACAUCUACUCCAAGAUCAAUGAAGGGCUGGCCGGUUUAGAGAUUGGUGUUCUUGUCAACAAUGUUGGUGUGUCCUACCCCUACCCUGAGUACUACCUCCAUAUUCCAGAUCUGGACGACUUUAUCACAAACAUGAUCAAUGUCAACAUGACCUCAGUGUGCCAGAUGACCCGUCUGGUGCUGCCUAGAAUGGUUGAGAGAUCCAAAGGUGUUAUCCUCAACAUCUCCUCUGCCAGCGGCAUGUACCCCCUCCCUCUGCUCACAGUCUACUCUGCCACAAAGGCCUUUGUGGAUUUCUUCUCUCGUGGCCUUCAGGAGGAAUACAGGCGUCAGGGCAUCAUCAUUCAAAGCGUGCUGCCUUUCUAUGUGGCCACUAAGAUGACCCGCAUCAAGAAGCCCACCCUGGACAAGCCCACCCCAGAGCGUUACGUAGCAGCUGAGCUGAACACUGUGGGUCUGCAGAGCCAGACCAAUGGCUACUUUCCCCAUGCUGUCAUGGGUUGGGUGACAACCAAGCUAGUGCCAAGCAGUAUUGUGAUCUACUUGGGAGCUGGAAUGAACCGUCGCCAGCGCACAGGAUACCUGCAGAGGAGGAAGCUGCGAGACCAGAAGAAUGGAGCAAAUUUGAAGAGUGAAUAGGGAGAUUGCUGAUGACAGCUGCACUGUUCUGACCCAGUGUAGCGUUUAAUGAAGAGAUGGAUUAUUUUGUAUCUAUGUGAUUGAUCCUCCAGGGUUGCCUGAGAUUUCACCUUUUGUGCCUUCAGUAAAUGAAUAAUGCAAACAGCAAUCUGCCCUGUUAUGGUUUAUCUGAAAUGAAACAACCAAAGCAGGUAGGAGAUGAAAUGAUAAUAAAAAGAUGCUUCUGGCAAAGGA